CCAGUUCUGUUGUUCUGUUUGUCUGGAUCUACUGAAGGAGCCGGUCACUACUGCCUGUGGACACAAUUACUGUAGAAUAUGUAUUGAGGGCUGCUGGGAUCAGGAUGUUCUGAAAGGGGUCUAUAGCUGUCCUCAGUGCAGAGAGACCUUCACUCCAAGGCCUAAUCUGAGGAAAAAUAACAUGUUGGCUGAGAUGGUGGAGAAACUGAAGAAGACAGGAAUCCAGGCUGCUCCCCCUUCUGCUCUGUGCUAUGCUGGACCUGGAGAUGUGGCGUGUGAUGUCUGCACUGGGACCAGAAAGCGGAAAGCCCUCAUGUCCUGUCUGCCGUGUCUGGCCUCUUACUGUGAGACUCACCUCCAACCUCACUAUGAAUCUCCUGCUUUCAAGAAGCACAAGCUGGUCAAAGCCACCGCACAACUACAGGAGAAGAUCUGCUCUCAUCAGCAGUUUGUCAUGUCUCAUCAUGACAAACUGUCGUACCGAUCAGCAGUGUAUCUGUUAUCUGUGUACAAUGGAUGAACAUAAAGGCCAUGAUACAGUGUCAGCUGCAGCAGAGAGGACUGAGAAACAGAGGCAGCUGGGGAUGAGUCAGCAGAAGGACCAGCAGAGAUUCCAGGAGAGAGAGAAGGAGCUGAAGGAGCUCCAACAGGCUGUGGAGUCUUUCAAGGCUGUCUGGACCCCUUUCAGAGAAUAGACUGUUUAAUGUAACUGACGGGAUAUGAACCCAGGUCUACCGUGGGAGAAACCAACAUCAUGACCGUUACACCAAGAGGACAUUCCCUAUUGGACCGACACUGAUUUAGAAGUAGCAGGCGGGGCUACCUCAUCACAUAACCAUGAGUAACCAUGACUGACUCAUGUCCCCUAUACAUUAACAUGGAGCUCUCUCUCUAUUCAAUUCAAAGAUCUUUAUUGGCUUGGGAAACAUAUGUUUACAUUGCCAAAGCAAGUGAAGUAGAUAAUAAACAAUCAUGAAUGAACAGAAAACUUUACACAACAUUUAUUUUCAAAAGAAUAGAGACCUUUCAAAUGUUAUAAUUCAAGAGCAAACAGAGUGAGUCGUGCGCCAGACUGAGUUCUGGAGGUGAAAUGGAAAUGAAUGAGGGAGAGUUAAGUGAGGUAGAAGGUGUGGUGA
Salvelinus namaycush (lake trout) is the source of this 1136-nucleotide messenger RNA. Its product is annotated as tripartite motif-containing protein 34-like. The record is from RefSeq and is a predicted model, not a curated record. Gene Ontology annotation, molecular function: zinc ion binding. NCBI's taxonomy places the organism in Eukaryota, Metazoa, Chordata, Actinopteri, Salmoniformes, Salmonidae. The transcript is spliced from 3 exons. Bases 252 to 695 code for a protein of 147 amino acids.